GGGGUCAAAAGCGUUGUGAAGAACUUCCAGAGUUUCGAAUUCAAGGGAAGUCAAAAUAUUAGAGGGAGCACAAUUCACAUAGAUCCUCAGUAAAUGCAGUAGACGAAUCCAUGAAUUUUAAAAGAUGCUGCAGAAGAAGGGUCGAGAGGCCAUCAUCAAAUCUGGUGGGUAAGUCCUGGGGAAAUUCCGAGGACAAAUGACAUUUUAUCAAAUAAUAGGCAAAAAGGAGAAGACUCCCAUUUUUAACAAUCGUCGGAAGACAGAAACCGGGGGGGUGCAAAAAGGAGGCUUUUGCUGCAUCGGCCAAGAAGAUCCCACCAGCGGCGGCGGAAGUUUGGAAUGCAGAAGAAGAAGAGAUCUUGAUCUGAUCAGAUCAAAGCGGAGGAGGAGGAGGAGUUGGCGCGAAUUGAAUUGAAUUGAAGAGGAGAUGGGGUGGGGAUGGGCGAUAUGGGAGGGGAUCGUGGCGGUGGGAUCGGUGGUGCUGCUGGGGUGGGCGGGGCUCUGGUUCUUGAACCGGCGGCUGUACAAGGAGUACGAGGAGAAGCGGGUCCUCGUCCAGAUCAUCUUCAGCGUCGUCUUCGCCUUCUCUUGCAACCUCCUCCAGCUCGUCCUCUUCGAGAUCAUCCCUCUCCUCUCCCGCGAGGCUCGAUGGCUCAACUGGAAGGUGGACCUCUUCUGUCUGAUACUGCUCUUGGUCUUCCUGCUGCCUUACUAUCACUGCUACCUCAUGCUCUGCAACAGCGGUGUGAGGAAAGAACGUGCUGCCACCGGAGCCAUUCUGUUCUUGCUGGCAUACCUCUAUGCCUUUUGGCGCAUGGGCAUCCACUUCCCCAUGCCUUCACCAGAUAAAGGUUUCUUUACCAUGCCUCAGUUGGUCAGUAGGAUUGGAGUCAUUGGCGUGACUGUUAUGGCUAUCUUGUCUGGUUUUGGAGCUGUAAAUUUGCCCUACAGUUAUUUGUCCCUCUUCAUCAGAGAGAUCGAGGAAGCAGAGAUUAAAGCGUUAGAGAGACAACUCAUGCAAUCAAUAGAGACUUGUAUCCUCAAGAAAAAGAAAAUUAUUCUUUCCCAGAUGGAAAUGGCUCGAAUGCAAGGAUCAGAAGAGAAGUUGAAGGCUAGAUCUUUAUUCAAACGGAUUGUUGGCACAGUGGUAAGAACGGUGCAAGAGGACCAAACAGAGCAAGAUAUUAAGAACAUGGAAGCAGAGGUACAAGCUUUGGAAGAGCUCUCGAAGCAAUUAUUUUUGGAAAUUUAUGAGCUUCGCCAAGCCAAGGAGGCAGCUGCUUAUUCUCGAACUUGGAGAGGUCAUAUGCAAAAUCUACUUGGUUAUGCUUGUUCAGUCUACUGUGUAUACAAAAUGAUUAAGUCUUUACAAAGCGUGGUGUUUAAGGAGGCUGGUUCAGUAGAUCCUGUGACAAGGACGAUUAGCAUAUUUUUGCAAUUUUUUGAUAUUGGUAUCAAUGUCUCUUUGCUGUCUCAGUACAUUUCUUUGAUGUUCAUUGGAAUGUUGAUUGUUAUAUCAGUUCGUGGAUUCUUAACAAAUUUAAUGAAGUUCUUCUUUGCAGUUUCCAGAGUCGGAAGUGGGUCUUCUAGCAAUGUUGUACUCUUCCUGUCCGAAAUAAUGGGGAUGUAUUUUGUCUCUUCUAUUCUCCUGAUACGGAAAAGUUUGGCCAAUGAUUACAGGUUGAUCAUUACUGAUGUGUUAGGUGGAGAUAUCCAAUUUGAUUUCUAUCAUCGGUGGUUCGAUGCGAUUUUUGUAGCAAGUGCUUUCCUUUCUCUGCUUUUACUUUCUGCACAUUAUACCUCGCGCCAGGCUGACAAACACCCGAUUGAUUAAUUUCUUAUAUUGGGAUGAGGAGCAUGGCUUAUUUGUAUGAGCGGAAGUUGUUCUACAGUCUUCACUCUUCUCCUCCCAUGAAUGCUGGAGUGAGAAUUGGCGGCAUUCUUGAAGUUGGAUAAUAGUGGGAAACACGGUGUUGGAAACUUGCCCUCAUAUGUCUAAUGGGAGCGAAAAAUUUCAUCAUCUUGUAGAUAUCGGAACCAGCGGGCAGGGAACUUUCUUUAUGUCAAAGAAGCAAGAAGAUACGGGAAGCUGUAAGCUGGGGAAGAAUGAUCACGCUCUCUUGUAUAUCAGAUUUGGGCGUUUGUGUUCUGCGCCAACUGAAUAUAGAACUUGACUAUAUUGGAUCGGAAUGUAAAAGUUGGUAACCCUGGGGGAAAAUAUAUUUUGCCUUUUUCAAAUUCAUUAGAACCGAAUUAUUGAAAAGAUACUCUUCUUGUCAGUAAGGAUUUAAACAUA
Eucalyptus grandis is the source of this 2296-nucleotide messenger RNA. Its product is annotated as GPCR-type G protein 1. Gene Ontology annotation, cellular component: membrane. The transcript has 14 exons. Gene Ontology annotation, molecular function: abscisic acid binding. The record is from RefSeq and is a predicted model, not a curated record. Lineage: Eukaryota; Viridiplantae; Streptophyta; Magnoliopsida; Myrtales; Myrtaceae. The coding region runs from base 428 to 1834 and encodes 468 amino acids. Gene Ontology annotation, biological process: response to abscisic acid.